Messenger RNA from Scylla paramamosain (green mud crab), 7275 nucleotides. RefSeq names its product CCR4-NOT transcription complex subunit 6-like. Bases 532 to 3009 code for a protein of 825 amino acids. Gene Ontology annotation, biological process: nuclear-transcribed mRNA poly(A) tail shortening. Gene Ontology annotation, molecular function: poly(A)-specific ribonuclease activity; protein binding. The transcript has 10 exons. The record is from RefSeq and is a predicted model, not a curated record. NCBI's taxonomy places the organism in Eukaryota, Metazoa, Arthropoda, Malacostraca, Decapoda, Portunidae. Gene Ontology annotation, cellular component: CCR4-NOT complex; nucleus; cytoplasm.
GACUCUAUAGAAAGUCGCGUUACAAGCGUGUCCAUGUCACUGCGAGUGUUGCCAGAAUGAUCAAAAAGUGAGUUAGUAGAUACGGAUAUCCUUGUAAAUAUAGGUGAAGAUUCAGCAAUACAUAAUGUGAAUGUGUGCUGCCAGAGUGUGUAUAUGAUCGCAUUACUAGUUGAGCGGAGGAGGUGGCGGCGUGUGGCAGUUGAGCAUGGCCGAGUUUAGUGUAUGGUGAAAGAGGAAGUGCGGGGCUGCGGGACUGGGCCUCGCCGCGCAGCCAGAGCCAGUCUGAGCCACCGUCGUUCAGUGUGCCUUGAGCAGCAGGUGGUGAGCGGUGUUGCUCUUUCCGUCCAAUCGCUUAGUCUGCACGUGACUUGUUUCCCACAGUGCAACUGAUGAUGCUUAGAGCCUUUGUGUAGUGUUGUUAGCAGCGGCGGGGGGAGGCUGCCAGCACGCACUGUGCCCAGCAUGUCGUGAUCAUUGAAACACGGCGCUACUUAUUGUGAUAUUGAAGGAUCUCAGGGGAGCAGCGGCAUCAUGCACGACGUAGACAGGUACCGCGGCUCGUGCCUCAUUGUUUCUAAGCCUCGGGGGGGUCGCAGCCACCCCCGGGGACGACCUUCGCCUCAGGACUCAAGUCAGGAGUCGCCGCUGGAGUCGUCCGCGGGGUACAUGCUGGAGGGCGGCUCUGCUCUGGCGGGGAUGCCACUGUUUUCGUUCUUGCCACGUCGCGGAUCCAUGCGAGGCCCUCACCAGGGUCGCCCUCAGCACCACCUCCACCACUCCAGUCCGCCACAUUUCCACCGCCACACACACCCGCAGCAGCAGCAGCACCAACAACAUCAGCAGCAGCAUCAGCAUCAACAACAACAACAACAACAACAACAACAACAACAACAACAACAAAGGGGACAGCGGAACCAAGGGUUUGGAAAGCCCGGUGAAUUUGUUCAUGCCCCGGACAGCAGUGGCACUCCUGAAAACGGAGAUGAGUUAGAGCGGCUGCCUCUCGCCCGCCUGGCCCUCCACACGCAAGGCGCCCCUCUCAUCCUGGCUAGCAGAGGCCCUCAGCGGUCUCCGCGAAACUCAGAGAUGGAGGGUUCCCCUGCUGCCGCCAGCGAUGCUGUGUCCGUCACUUCCGACGAGGGCAGCACGGGCCAUGCCGAGAACUGCCUGCCCCGCAUCAUCAAACCUCGGAAGCGCCGGAAGAAAGAUCGCAAACCCGUCGCCGGCUCGCCUCCACCCAUGGCGACUGAAGGUGACGGGGGCGGUACCAUAGUGACGCUGAAGCCGUACCUCCCCAUGUGCUAUAACUACCACUCCAAAACUGGCGCCGGCUGUGAGGGGUCCCGGACCUGUGGCUGUGGUGCUUGUGUUCAGUCCCAUGUGUUUCCCACACCUCCCCCCUCCCCGGCCUCUUCCUCCUCCUCUGUCCCAAGCAGUCUGUCAUCAGCAUCGUCUUCAUGUUCUUCCUCUGAAGACGAACCUAUGCUUGGAUGGACGGGGGGACACGGCCCGGGGCCGGGACCGGGGCCAGGGUCGGGGCCUAGAGUGGGGCCAGAAGGACGGAGUCAGCUGGUGCGCUCUCUAAGUGAACCACAGUCCGCCUCAACCCUGCACAUCUCUUCUACUGUCACUCACUCCUUCGCGGGUCACCGCGACCUGGAUAUUCGCAUUGGAAGUGGUGCACAGCGGGAGGCGGCCGCUGCCCGCACGCGUCACUGGUCACUGUCCGCCCCGUCCGCCCCGUCUAUAGUGCCCCGUCCCGCCCGUUUCGAUGAUCGCAUCACGUCUUCCCAUCGAAAUUCAGUCACAACCCCACAACCACCGCAGAGACCCUGGAUACACCUUGGAGAACCCGACCGCAGCAAGCCCUCAUGUAUCUUCACAGUGAUGUGCUACAAUGUACUGUGUGACAAAUAUGCCACCCGCCAGAUGUACGGCUACUGUCCCUCGUGGGCACUGGAGUGGGAGUACCGCAAGAAAGGCAUCAUGGAUGAAAUCAAGCAUUACAUUGCUGACAUAAUCACACUACAGGAAGUUGAAACAGACCAGUUCUUCAACUUCUUUUUGCCGGAGUUGAAGAAUGAGGGCUACGAUGGUAUCUUCUCACCCAAAUCUCGAGCCAAGCACAUGUCUGAAAAUGAAAGGAAAUUUGUUGAUGGUUGUGCCAUUUUUUGGAGAACUAGCAAGUUUACCCUGAUCAAAGAGCGACUGAUUGAGUUCAACCAGCUGGCCAUGGCAAAUCAUGAUGGUUCUGAAGAUAUGCUUAACCGGGUCAUGACCAAAGACAACAUUGGUUUAGCCGCUCUGCUUGAGACCAAAGAGGCUGCAUGGGAGAAUUGUGAAGUCCCCAUGGACAAGUCUCAGAUGAGCCAGGCAGUGCUGGUGUGUACAGCACACAUACACUGGGACCCAGAAUUCUGCGAUGUCAAACUCAUACAGACCAUCAUGUUGAUGAGUGAAAUACGCCAAAUAGUGUCAGAGAUUGUGGAGGAAUCCCAACACAGGUCAAGGCCAGGCCGGAAGAUUGACCCUAAUUCCAUCCAGCUGCUACUUUGUGGGGAUCUCAACUCGCUCCCAGAUUCAGGUGUUGUUGAGUUCUUAACAAAAGGCACCGUGUCCAUGGACCAUGAGGACUUCAAGGGCUUUGGAUACAAGACUUGCCUGCAGAAGAUAGCAAUGACCAAAAACAACAAUUCCUUGGUUAACACAGCUGCCAAUUGCUACACUCACUCCUUCAGGCUGUCUGCAGCAUAUGACUUUUCCAUCAUGGCAUAUACAAACUAUACGUAUGACUUCAAGGGAAUCAUUGACUAUAUUUUCCAUAGUGCUGAUACAAUGUCAGCCCUUGGGGUCCUUGGACCCAUUGAUCCAGAUUGGUUUAGAGACAACAAAGUAAUGGGGUGUCCACAUCCCCAUAUCCCAUCAGACCACUUUUCUCUAUUAGUGCAACUUGAGAUGCGACCUGCGACUGCAGCCCUGUGUCAUCCUAAUGGACUUCUCCACCGGUAGCCUGUGGCAGACAACACCCCUACAAUCCUAUCAUCACCACCACCUCCACCUUCACCACUACCACAACCUUCACCACCACCCUCACCACUUCCACCACCACCACCUUCACCAUCACCAACACCAACACAACCACCACAACCACCACCACAACUAACAUCACAGGGGCACAGUCCACUCACCUCGGGUCUCCUGAAGAGGUGUCUGACCCCUUGGGGUAGGCCAGGCUCACAGCAGUAGUUGUCCAAGCUGAUGACUCCUGCUGACACUAAUGAUUUUCUGAGUAAUGUUUCAAUUAAGAUGAACAGUGUGCUUGUGAUAAUGUUCCAGGUGAAAUAGGAAGAAGGUGGAAUAGCCUACACCCACCUUGCUCACCUGGCCAGGAAGCACAGUUUGUCAUCAUUGAAAUGUUACUUGUGGCUCUGGCAUAUUUGAUGAGCCUAAGUUAUAUGGGUGUUACGGUACAAAGAAAACAUUAAGUUUGAACUUUUAAAAGUGAAUGGUUGAAUGUAUUGAAAUUGUUUUUUGGAAGUAAGUGGGGCUGGAUCUUGUACAAAAAAAGUAGAGCUGAUAGGUAGGUCUGAACGUAACUUUUGACUGUGCCCCUUAUCUUGCCUUUGGCUUCCAGGCUUGUGUGUCACCUUCAAAAGAAGCACACAAGCAGCUGCCACUCCGAUCUCACUUGUGUGUUCCGAUGGGCCCAGCCUCCCUACCUCUUCCCUCCCAUGUUCCCUACACACACACUCAUCUUUUUUAACUUCCAAAUUCCACUGUCUGCCAAGAAUUGAAGAUAUGCCAUACAACCAGACUAUCCACUCCCUUCAUCAGUCUGGGAUGAUCACCUGCACUCUAACUCCACCUCACUGCCACCUGCCACGCCACCAGCAUCAGAGGCCACUUCCUUGCCCCCUCCCCUCACACCCUCACACAGCUGAAGCCAGGCUAUGUCAAAUCUUGCAUGUUCCCACUUCUUCAUGCAUCCAACAGUUUAACUUUCCGGAAGCCAAAUUAUUUGCAACUACAAUGUUGUACAGGAAGUAUGCCCUCCCUUUACUACAUAAUUUGUUUGUAACCAUGCCAUCUUAAACACAUGGAUGGUAUGAUAUUUUUUCAUCCAGAAGCUGACCAGCCCAAGCUUACAACAUCUCCCUAUGGGGCUGCUCCCCACCACUUGAACACCUGAAACACGCACCACCAACAUUGGAUAUCUAGUUGUUCUUAAAGGCUUUCCUGCCCUAUUUUUAAAGUGUGUGUGUGUACGUGUGUGAGUGUGUGUGAGUGUUUGUGUAUGUGUGUAUGUGUGUGUACCUGGGGAUUAGUUGAGAGGUUCAAAAAAAUACAUUGGUUGGAACAUCCUUCACAAUUAAGUACGUGUCUGGUUGAUCGUGACUUAACUUUUAUCAGUGCUUGAGCAUUACUUGUUUCCAACCAAGAGUAUCAUUAAACCAGCCUCUCUUAUUUGAUUAAAAACUAUAUAUAUUGAUACUGUUGUUUCUUACCUCUGACCAGUUUUCAUGAUAUGGCCCAUAAGAGAGCAGGGACAAAAAGGGAAAAUUGAGUUUUAGUGUAACUCUUGGAAUCCUGCUUUUUAUGUAGUUUAUUACUUCUAACCUAUUUGGCUGAGCCUUUUCAUUUCAAACCUAGCGGUUUUAAGUUGUGUAUGUGAUACAAGCACCAGACAUUGUGAGAUAUUCCUGUACAAUAUGGACCAGUCCAUUUACAGAUUUGUAAUGAAAACAUUUGCCUCUUCAUUGACAAUAUUAUGUUCAUACUUAAAUUUAUUAUAUAUUGACGUGUGUAUGUAUAAUUUUAUUAGUAUUAGCAUUAAUCUUCACACACCACCAGAGAUUUUUGUCACCAUAUGUUUUACUCCACUGUUUAUGUAUCAUCUGUCCUUGUGCCGUGCCCUCCCUGUGAUAAAGUCUAAUUGCAAAGUUGUCCCAGUCAAGCUUAUACAUAUUUUUAUUUUAGAGCUGUAUUGAGUCUGUAUGACACACCAAAAUUAAACUUUGCUGAGUUCAGUACAGCACCAAAUGGGAAUAUUCAUAGUAAUAAUGAUAAUCUAAUUAUGGCAGUCACUGAUAUCGACAUUUCAAUAGAAUUUAUUGACCCACCAUACAUACUACGUAUAUUCCUUCCAUGACGAUGGUGUGACAUGGGUGUUUGUGUAUUGCAGUGAUGUACUGUACAGUGUUAUGAGUAAUCUUACUGCAGAUCACAUGAUAUGGAUUUUUAAGGCCAGUAACAUAAUCCUCAAGUGAUUUAUCCACACAGAAAUAAGGCAUUAUUUGAAGUCAUUUAUUUUCCAAGUGAAAAAUUUUACUUUGUUUUAUUUAGUUUGAAUUUUUUUAGCAACAUUUGCAAAAUUGUGGAACUUUCUUCGGCAAGUGAUUAGGAUUAUUAUAAAAUUGAUUGAGUAAAGUGAUUUUUUUGAAAAAUUAGCAACAUUUAUGCUUAUGUUAUCUCUGUAGCAACCAUAGCAAAAUUUUGUGACAACUAGGACAAUUACUGAUAUUACCACAUGAAAUGAGACAUGUAUUAUUGCCAGAUCAGAUGUUUUCCUUUCAAUGCUUCUUACAUCAGUAGUCAAUAUGCUACUCCUGAAGUUGAUUUCAUAGGAGGUAAGUAAUUUGUGCAACUCUUGAAGGAGGGCAGCCAACAGGGUUUAAUAUUUCCACACGUGUAAUCAUCUGAUGGAAUUUGCUGCGUUAGAAGACUGGCUCCUCUUUAUUGUCAAUCCUUUGGGAAGUUUGUAAUCGUAAUUGUUGGAGAAGCAGGAAGAGUGCUCUGUAUGUAAUCCAUGUUUUCUGCCUUUUCUUAUUUAUGCUACUCUUGCAUAACCUUCAAACUAUAUUUUAUGCAUACACUGGAGUAAGUAAUCUAGAUUGAUCUUUGUAAAUGGUUAUGGGCUGUUUGAGGCUUCUUGAAGGACCUAGUCAGCAGAUCUUCGGGUAUACUCUGGUGACAGUUUGCAACUAUUCUUAAUAACACAGGCUACAAAUGACUGCCAUCAAAAUUUUAUCAUCUUUUGUGUUUGAGAGUUUGUAAUGUUAGGUAUCAAGUCAAGUUUUAUACAUACUGGACCUCUCAUAGAGGGUUAUGAACAAAUGUUGAACUGCUUUAUAUUUGUAGCCUACAACCUUCUUUGUUGUUUUUGUAAGGCAUAAUAUGUAGUGAGAAUGUUUGUAACUGGUUUUGGAUUAGAUGUGUCCCGUACUUGAUCAACGCUGGAGGCUAGUCUGCUCCAGUGAGUCCGCUUGUGCCGCCUCGGUACACGACCGCCCUGCUGCAGCCCCCACCCCUGUGCACCCCACCACUCACUCACAUCGUCACCCACUACAAGCAUACUCAUUUCAAUGGAGUAACCAUCCAAAAUGUAUAUUGAUGUAAAUGUUUUGACUGGCCAGCUUACAAAUAUCAGUAUGAAGCUGUUGACCUUUUAAGUCAUAUUUAAAAAAGUAACUUUAGGAAGUAAUAUCAGUUAAACUUAUUGUUUGUAGCUAUAUUGCACAAAUCAGAAUUGUUGAGUUGCAGCAUUUUUCUCAUAUCUAGUUCUGUAUAUUGUUAUGUCUUUUCAUUCAUAUAUUAUUGUACGUCAUUCUGUAUACUUGCAUUCAUACAGUUUACUUAUCUCUGAGCAUCAGAGUCCUCUGUGAUGCCCAAGAGAUGUGCUGUGGGCCAAGUGCCUGCAUCACGGCCCAGCUGGGGUGCCACUAUCUGUAAAGCUUUAUUUUUUUGGUGGUGCCACUGCUAGCCUGGCUGACCCUCAACCUCCACCUCACGUACUUGGUAUCGCACCAGUCUUUUAUUUUGGAUAUUUUUAUUUUUUAAAUUUUUUUAUUUAUUUAUUUAUUUUAUUUUUUUCUUGGGAUAGAUAUAUCAGUUUCUUUUCAGCAGUUUUUCAGUGAUAUUGUAUAGUAGUGUGUAGUUUAAGUUUUAUUGUACCAUAUAAUUUUUGAUCGAAGUAUAACGUUGAAUUAAUGACCGCUGGAGGAAAACGCAAAGUGAAGGCAGCUAGAGGCGGCUUGAGGGCUGGCCGGGGGGAGAGCCGUGGCAGGCACAGGAGCACUUGGGUGGAGUGAGUUAGGGCUAGUGCAAGUGGCGGUCCUCAGCAGUACAAAAUGUCUCCUGUGCCCCGUGCAAUGGUCAUUAUUAUAAUAUAAUUACUCUUGACGUCAGUUCAUCACCCAGUCCUCACCCGACCACGCGGUAGCACACGCGUCUAGACAUUAGUAACGUUAGGAUUCAGUAAUAAAAUACUGCAGAUUA